AUGUCUUUCUUAUCAGAAUCGCCCUCGGGCGUGGCCCCCGCGACCAGCGCCGCUACCCGUCGGCCGCCGCGUAAGAGCACCUUGACUCAGCAACAAAAGAACAACAAGCGCCAACGGGCUAGCCAAGAUCAACUCGUCACCCUCGAGGUCGAAUUCAACAAGAACCCUACGCCGACUGCUGCUACCCGGGAGCGCAUCGCUGCAGACAUUAACAUGACGGAGCGAUCUGUACAAAUCUGGUUCCAGAAUCGUCGCGCAAAAAUCAAGAUGCUUGCUAAGAAGAGCAUUGAAACGGGCGAGGGUUGCGACUCUAUUCCCGAAUCAAUGCGCCACUAUCUCGCGAUGCAGUUCGACCCUAGCAACCCUGGAACCCGGGACCCCUUUGGACGCGCUGCAGGUUAUGGAACCCCUGGCAUGUAUGCGAACGAGGCCAACCCAUCUGGCAAAGUCGUCAUCUCGCAUUUCACCUGCCGCUCUUUGACAGUCGGUAGCUGGCGGCGCAUUGGCCAGAAUGCCAUGGACCUUGUCAUUUUCUACUCGCCCGACAAGGCGUGCAUGACCUACUAUAUCAACAACGAUUCCGCUGGUUACAAAAUCGAGUACCCCUUCUCCUACAUCAAGAACAUCACUUUGGAAACUGGAGACCAGAAUCCCGGCCCAAAUGGCGCCCCUUCUCGGCCUGGUGGCUUGGUGGUGGAACUUAACCGUCCUCCACUGUUUUACAUGGAUUCCUCCAACUCGGGAGGCUUCUACCAGUGCGGCGAUUUCACCGAGGAGCAGCAAGCAAGCCAGAUCAUGGUUCACCACUUAGGAGGCCAUCCCAAGGUCUUGAGUGUCCAGCUGGCCAAGCUGGUGUCUCUGGAGUCCUUCCAGAAUCGCCUGGCCUAUAACAACAACAAUACCUUUGCUGUUCCCGCCGCACCUGCUGCCAUGUCGCCUCCUUUCAUCCAACGGCCUGCCUCUCAGCCCAACCAAUUUGCACCUGCGGCCUACUUGAACCUGUACCAGGACCACAACCACUUGGGAUUCAACAUGCCAGCUGCUCGCGGCCACAAGCGUCAACGAAGUCGCUCUGUACCGGUAGCAGUUGAUAUCGCGGCGCUGCAAGCUCCCAUGCACUCGUUCCACAUGCCCCAGACCCCCGCUCCGUUCAACCACCAAGACACCGGCAUUUACGCCCCGGUUCCACAGUCAGCUCACCAUGCUCUGCCUACGGAUCUGCGUAUCGAUACGGAAAGCUACGGUCUUGACUUCCGGACGAAUUCCAUGUCUGCAACCACGGCCGGGUCGCCAUCGGACUUUGCUAGUCCAUCCAUGUUCAGCAGUGCUGCCCAUGGCGAUUCCACCCCCGUUGCCAGCAUGGCCCCCCAGUUCAACGUUACUCAAUUCGCCGCAGGACCAUCCGACUCAUCAACAGUUGGAUCACACGCCGCGUCGCCCUACUCUGGCGUUAGCCCUGCUGACCCCAUGAUUGCUAAUCACUCCCCACCUCUAUCCAACAUGUCUCACGCUUCAUCGGAUAUGUAUGGAUUUGCGCACGAUCAGCAAUCGGGCUUUGUCGAGGAUGGGCUUUCGAUGAACGACAUGUAUGCCAAGCAUAACGUGAACUACACGGUCUCCCACGAUGCCCCCAGCUUUGAGCUGCCGAUGCAUGGCAUGUCUGGCCACGCCUCCCCAUCACUAGGCGAUUACUCCCACGGCAUGGUCAACCUUGAUGAAAUCAACUCUCAUGGCUUGCCUACAGGGUCGUGA
Penicillium subrubescens is the source of this 1752-nucleotide messenger RNA. Its product is annotated as homeobox domain-containing protein. The coding region runs from base 1 to 1752 and encodes 583 amino acids. Gene Ontology annotation, biological process: regulation of transcription by RNA polymerase II; cell differentiation. Gene Ontology annotation, molecular function: RNA polymerase II cis-regulatory region sequence-specific DNA binding; DNA-binding transcription factor activity, RNA polymerase II-specific. Lineage: Eukaryota; Fungi; Ascomycota; Eurotiomycetes; Eurotiales; Aspergillaceae. The record is from RefSeq and is a predicted model, not a curated record. The transcript is spliced from 4 exons.